Rattus norvegicus (Norway rat) is the source of this 12861-nucleotide messenger RNA. NCBI's taxonomy places the organism in Eukaryota, Metazoa, Chordata, Mammalia, Rodentia, Muridae. The record is from RefSeq and is a predicted model, not a curated record.
ACCAGAGCCUGGAGGUAAACAAACAAAAGCCAGAUGAGGGACCCUCUCCUAUCUCUGACAGAGCUGCCUUGGUACAUACAUAGAGUAUGGGGACCCUCACGGGGAACUCCCUUUCCUGCCUCCAGGAAGCUCACAGCAAGUGGGAGGCCAGGGUUUGUAAAGAACGGAGUAACUGACGGUCGAGAGACUUAAGGCCCAGUCUCUAGGGCCCAGCCUUGGGGGUGUGGCACAGCUCUGCAAGCCAGGUGGGCUGGUACAGAGAUGGCCUCCCUUCCCUAACCCACUUCUCCCUGCUGGGGCUCAUUAGCACUUGAAUGGGGGGCUGGUCCGCUUGGGCUUCCAAGUCUCUUCCCACCCCUCCCCCAGGCUGGGCAAGGCUUUGUCUGCCCAGACUGGCCUGGAUGAGCUCCCACGCCAGGGAGAGAGUGGGGCGCGGGGGGGGGGGUGUUCCCGAGCCAUUUCUAACCUCCUCUGUCUGCCUCCUAGCCCUGCCCAUCACUCCAGUGCUGGUAUUGCAAAUAAAAAAAAGCUAUACACAGUCCUGGGCAGGCACAGGAAUCAGCAGAGACUAAGGGGUAUUCCUGAGCUGGUGAAUCAGAACAUCUCAGCCAGGGUCAUCCCUGGUGGGUGGAGGGGGAGGUUGGGGCUUUGAACAGAGUCUAACAGGUGGUCAGUACUGGAAUUGAACUGUUGCUGUGGCUGAAGGGUGGUAGUCCAGCCAGCCGAGGGACACAGGCUUCUACACAGGCCCUCAGGCAGCAUCAAGCCACCUACUGUUGUCAAGUCAGCCUGAGCUGCCAGGGCUUGGUCAGGGCUCCUUUUGAGUCUGCAAUAUGGCAGGGCUGGCCCUGGGAUCUGAAAAGUAAGGUGAUUAUUUAUUUAUUUGUUCACCAAGCGACAGCCGGGGAUAGGGCCGUGGCUGCCAUGAUCUGUAGCAGCGAGGUCUCAAGGCCUCUUUAGCAGUUGGAUAGAGGAUCGGGCACUCGGACCGCUUGCGAAACACACUGAUCCCGUAGAUCCUGCCCUCGAGCUUCUGCCCUCACUGAGUCUCUCAGACUGUUUCUAAAAGUUCCUGGUUCACUUGGCAGGAAACAACUUUGUUUACCCAAGUAGCUACCGAGGGACCAGGGCACCCAUCACUGCUACUAGCAGAGGUUGACAGGUGACUUGGAGUGCUGCUGCCUGUUCGCUCACCUUCCUGCUGAGACAGGAGGAGGAGUGGGCCCCAGGGAUGGGGUACAGGCCUGCAGCAGUCUCAGCCCUGAGGGUUCCAUCUGGGAUUUGGUAAGAGAGGCAGGAGUCAGUGGGCUCUUGUCAGGCCACACCUACCUAAAAAUGUUCUUCAGGGGUGCUUUGGUGUGAGCAAAGGAUUGGACCCUUUAGAGCGCCCGGUACCGAUGCUCUCAGGAAGCCCCUGCCUCAGCUACAGCUACAGGUGCAGGGUGGGGCCUCCACUGUCUGGCCACACCCUGUCUUUUGCCUAAAGCUCUUGUUCUUACUAAACCCAACCCCGCCCUCACCUUGUUGCCGCUUCAGGGGCCUGAUGCUUGGUGGUUUGGGAAGGGCUAAGCAGUGACUGCUGGUCUACCUUUCAGGGUUGGCUCUCAGAAUUUGCAUACAAGGCCCUGACGGGUACCGGUUUGAGGUUUCUUUGAGCCUUGGAGGAUGUGCUCCCAAUCCAACUGCUUCAGAGUGUGCCUACCGUGCCUAGGCAGGAGUGGGAACAAUCAUGUAGUUGGGCCUCUUAGGGAAAUGGUGUCCACAUCAGAGAAUAAGGAGGAAGCAGCUGGGGGAGGAGGAGCCCGAAAGGGGAAGAGGCUAGAGGGUGCUAGUGCAGAAGGUGGAUCCUGAGUCACCCAGGUCUCUGCCAGCCAGAAGGUCUAGAAGGUUCACACCUGCCCAGGCUCACUUGUGAGCUUCUGCCGGCCUCCACACUCCAUCACUGAGUUAGGGCCAGUCCAGGGGGUGGCUUCGGCCUUGUCCUGUCCUGCCUUAGCAACUGCUGGGGCCAGGAUGUCAGAGGCGGUGCUUCUGAGGAUUCUAGGCCCCUCCUUUAGCCACAGGAAGUGGUGGCUGGGAGAGGGACACCAGUGGGAGGUCCAGCAGGAAGGCCAAAAGCUGCUCUUAGAUUCCUGAGCGGCCAUUGCCCCCCAAGCAGGAAGGCCAGCCACAGGCAGAGAUGAAUGCCUGGAAGCGGCACAGCAGCCUGUAUUAGCUCACUCUGGGUUUCCCCUGCCUGGGGGUUGGUGAGGGGCCUUCAGCCCAUCACGACUUCUGAACCCGAAUGGAUACCGUCAGUGCACCUCAGUUUCCCUUCUCAUAACACAGAUGCCUCUGAUUGAACCUUGGCUCUUUAAUCUUGUGAGGCUGGAAUAGGCCUUCUCCACCAGUGGAGAGACAGGGCAUAGAAGCAGAGGUGCUAGCCUAGGAUGGUGCAGUCACUGUACCUGUCCCACCACUGUGCCCUUGCCGUCUGUGCCCUGCUGCCAGGAUUGGUGUUAGGAUGACAGGCCGAUGCUGGUGCACCUGUUCUAGAUGGAUGCACGGAUGCUCUGUGGGUGCUUGGGGUUCUAGCCUAGAGGUGGAGGAGUCUUAUUUGUAUGUUUGUUUUCUUAUUUUGCUUUUUCAAGACAUGGUUUCUUGGUGUAUAGCAAAUUCUCGGACCUCACUCUGUAGACCAGGCUGGAGUUCCGCCUGCCUCUGCCUCCCGAGGCUAGGAUUAAAAGUGCACAACACCGGGGAUUGGGGAUUUAGCUCAGUGGUAGAGCGCUUGCCUAUCGAGCGCAAGGCCCUGGGUUCGGUCCCCAGCUCCGGAAAAAAAAAAAGAAGAAGAAAAAAAAAAGUGCGCAACACCUCCUGGCACCUUGAGGAGUCUUAAAUCCUUUUAUGCCCUCAAGGGUGAGACCCAUGAUUCUGUCUUAGCCUGUCUACUGUUCUGACAGAAGCCUGCCUGCUGCUGUGACUUCUUUCCACAGCUGGCUACUCCGGAAUCACUCCCCACCUUCCUCUCAGCCCACCUUCCUUAUAACAUCCGUGUCACAGUCACUAACUUAGCAUUGUGUCUUCCCUGUUGUGCCUCUUCCUCCUGUAACCUCCAAUCUGAGGAAAACAGACCGACCAGAGAAAUGCUGGGAGGCGCCGAAGUUUCUCGCUGGUGGCCUCAGUUGGGGAUUGGCCAGACAGGUGGAAAGGCAGACUGUCUACAAGGCUUGUGGUGACUGUUAGCUCAGUGGUGGCCUCAGUGUUUAUGGUACUUACUGUGUGCUGGCUGCUGUGUGGGCUGAGAGCAAUGGCACCGGAUGCUCGUGCUUCUUGACCCCCAGAUCUCGUGUCUGUGGGGCUUCUCCUUCCCGUGGGAGGUUCCAGAGGAUUCCGCUGUGUUGUCAGAACGGGCCCUCUUGGUGAGGUGGCCGUGCAGUGUUCCUCCUUAUCACCCAGGCCUGGGUACAGAAGGACCCAAUCCUUUGUGUGUGUGUUCUCAGGCUGUCCCUGCCUUUGUGCUCAGUACUGGGGCCUAUGUGGACACAGACAACUGCUGGCUCCAGCUGGGCCCUCAGGCAGUUUGAAGUUCCUGAAAACCAUAGGAAAGCUGCUCUGGGCAGGCUUUGGACUUGGCACAUUCCCACGAGGGGUGCAUUUCACAGAUGGGAACACUGAGGCCUGGGCUACAGGCACCUCACUUCCGUCUGCCACAGUAAUUCAGGACAGGCAGCCAUUGUUCAGUCUCUUGAAAAAAAAAAUAUCUAAAGGAGUCUUUUCAAAAUGCUGUUAGGAAGAGAGGUGUACCAGUGACCUGUCCAGGCGCUUCACGGGUGGUCAGACCUACAACCUAAGGAGGCAUGGCAUGGCUGACUUGUUGGGGCAUCUGGUGGAAGGUUGGGCCACAGCCUUGGGUGGAAGUGUUAUAGGAUCCUUCCAAAACCCGUGUCAUCCUCCUUUGCCCCAGUGUGAGACUGUGUUGAGCUCCUUGGGGGCUUAAGGGGGUCAGGGAAGUACACCUGGAGGAAGGAAGAGAGGCCUGGGGUGGAGCCGACAGGCCUUUGUCUGGCUGGGCCCUCUCCCCCUCCUUUCUUCCCUCCUGUUUCCAUUGUUCCUGUGUGUUCCUCCGACUCUGAAGCUGGCUGGGGGCUUCCCAGGGAGGAGGUUGUGGCUGAGGGUCUGGGCACCUCCCCCAGCCACCCCCAGCAGGGAAGGCAGCUUUGCUGAAACAAAACAUUCCCCAUGCUGCCCAGCCUCCAUCUCCUCUUUGUCUCUGGCUGCUCGGCUCCCCCUGGUGGUAGCUGAGCCUGAGACCCUCGGCUAUGGGGCAAGGAGGUGACAGACUGGAUCCAGAGUGGCAGAGAUCACACAGCAGUGAGGCCACAGCACCUCUCUAGUGGCUGGGCUACCUGUGGGGUGGGCAUACCAGGGCUCAAACCCAUCUCCACUGUGCCCCACCGGGUUGGUGGCAGCGUGGGUGUGCCUGGUGCUGUGGCUUUGAGCUGGGCUGCUGCCCAAGCCUACCCUGUGGUCCCAGCUGCUCCUGAGAAUCUCUGCCCUCGGGCUGCCACGUCAGCUGCCUAUUCUCCUUAGCCCAGGAAUGCCAAGGGAGCCCACCAGCCCAGGAGCUGCCUCCAGGGAGGCCGUCUCCCAGCCUUCUGAGGGUGUGGAGUCAGCGGACGGCACCGCAUCAGCUGGGGGACCUCUCUCUCUCUCUCUCUCUCUCUCUCUCUCUCUCUCUCUCUCUCUCUCUCUCUCUGUGUGUGUGUGUGUGUGUGUAGGCUCAGAGCACAGUGCCAGUGACAGGAGAGAGCUCUGACCUCUGACCCAUGCCCCCGGGUGGCACUAUGGCUCCCCAGGGUGCCCUCCCCACCCUGUAUUCGCCUGUUACCCCUGCUCCUUCUGAGUCUUCAGAAGCUGUACUUGAAAUGAGUUAUUGUGGCACUCCACUCUGUGCCGUGCCAUUACAGUGACCAGAGCAGCUGGCCGUUCUGCAUGCUGUAAGUAGUGAUGUUUGGGGGAAAUCUGUAUUCUUCCCCAACUAGGAAAACAGUGGCGACUGACUUCCUUCUGGUAAGGUCUCACAUGUAGCCAAGGCUUUCCUUGCCUUCAACAUCCCCUGCCUCAGCCUCUGGGUGUUGGGAUUGUAGGCACGUGCCACCAUGCCCAGACACUACCUUCUUAAAAAGUUUUUUUAUUUCAUUUUUUUUUUUCGGAGCUGGGGACCGAACCCAGGGCCUUGCGCUUGCUAGGCAAGCGCUCUACCACUGAGCUAAAUCCCCAACCCCACAAUGUCUUUUUUAAUUAUUUUAAGUGUAUGCGUGUUUGCCUGCAUGCAUGUCUGUGUAGUACAUGCUUGCCUGAUACCUCAGAGGCCAGAAGAGGGCAUCAGAUCUGCAGUUGUGGUUACAGAUGGUUGUGAACUGCCCUGUGAAUGCAGGGAGAGAGUCAACCCAGGAUCCUCUGGAAGAGCAGCCAGUGCUCUUAACUGCUGAGCCAAGUCCAGCCGCAGUUACAACUUUUAUCUGCGUCCUAGCCUUGAGUGAGGCACAUGGAGAAGGGCUUUGACUUCAGUUCUCACUCCUUUCCUGUUAGAAGGUAACAUCGUUGUUUUACUUCACAAGUGAUCUGAAAGGGUUGAAGCUAAUGGAAAUCUCAGAAAAGAUCAGUUGGGCAGCAGAGUUGGACUAGACCCAUCUAGAUUCCCCUCCCCCCUGAUCCUGGGGAGGGAGAAGAUCCAAAAGUAAAAAGGAGGCCGGCUGGCAACUUGAAGAAACUGAGGCCUGAAAGGACAAGAGCAGGCCCCAGCUUCCCUGCAGAUCAGACCUAAGCAUCAGGUAGGAGGUGGAGGGUCCAAGAAGGGCACACAGUAGAGCCCUACAUGCUGCGGCCUAGAUGAACACCAAGUGUUUGAUCGUAAUAGGCCCAGUCUGUGGUGAGGUCUUGCCAGGGAGUGAGGUAGAACGGUCUUCCCCUCAGUCUGUUCUCUCCCUGGGAGCUCCGUGCUGCAUGUAGAAGCAGAUGUUCUGUGCCAAGGAGCCUCUGAGAUCACUGCCCUCCUGCAGUGUGCCCAGCAGCUGUACUCAGGGCCAAAGCUACAGAGGUGUUUUCUUUGGUGGGAAGAGAUGUAACCUAGUGGGAAUGUCAGGGCCACCCCCAGGGACCCUCUGUCGAUCCCCACUGGCCUCAUCCAGCUGGGGAUGGAGCAGCUGGUGGGGACAAGAGAGGCUGACUCCUGCUUCUCUCUGUUUGGCUGGCUUCCCUGCUAGCACCUCUGUCUGCAGAAGUUCUCCCUGAGGUAAGCAUGGGGCUAUCAGGGAAGGAACCUGGGUGAGUACAAGCACUCUCCAGGCCAGUCGGAGCAAUGUGCCAUGAUGGAGAAAAGACCAUGGGGUUGGGGGGGUGGAUCAGAAUGAUGUGGCCCCAGGGCUCCUGAAACACCAAGUCUGGCCUACCUGAGAGCCAAGGUCUUCACCAUCUUUCACUGCCCAUCCCACUUCUACUUCCCCAGCUCUGUCUGAUGUAUCUCUACUUCCUGCUUGGUUGCCAACCACACCCUUGUCCUGCCUCUCACUACUUCCUGCUUGAGUCACAGCUGCUGCCGCAGUGACAAAAGGACCUCCUUAGGUCCCAGGGAAACCCCAUAACCUUGUUUUGUUCACCUGUCCAAUGGGGCUAUUUGCAGUGACCCCUGCUAGGUAGAGAGAAUACUACCUAACUCAGAGUUUGAGAGGCCUGAGAAAGGGAAACUGAGGCAUUAGGGAAGUGUGGAAGCAGGCCUUCAGCUGACUCAGGCAAGAAAUAUAUGAACCUGGUUCCUGGCUUGGCUUGCUCAGGUGUGAUCCUCUUCGUGUCUGCCACUUUGCUAGGGAAAUCAAAUGCAAAGCAAGUUUGUGCCAUCAUCCUGGGCACUGGGCAGGGUCACAGGAGCCCACAGUACCUCUGAAGAGAGCGGUCAAAGGAUUUGAUGCCCUCUUUACCCACAAUGACCAGUAGAGAAACCAGUGUUUCCCAUAGUCAGGAAUUCCAAAGUCAUGUAAAAGGACAACCUUCAUCUAAGGUUUCCUGUGCCCUGGACGUCUACUGCCUCUACCCUUCCCACCUGUCCUUGAGUCUGGUAAGUGGGAUUUGUCUGGCUAACCCAAGUUUCAUAUCUUUAGCCUCUAUUCUCUGAAUCAGGCCUUGGUCCUGGCCAAGCCUGGUUCUCCCUCGGCUCCAAGAUGAAUCCCCUUCCUUCUGCCCUGUGGAAUCAAGUAGGAAGGCUAGCUAGAGCCACUGUGCCCAUUCUUCUCUAGGUAGAUAUUAAGGCCCAAUGGCCCUAGUACUCAGUGAUCAGGUGGUGUGGGCAGGGUUUACGGACCUUCUGAACUCACCUCUGGGCUUGUAAAAUGUGAGGGAGCCUCAUUCCACUGCUGUGCACAGCCCCCUUUGGUGGGAUGACUGUAACCAAAGAGAACAAAUCCCACAGAAGCCUGCCCAAGCCUCAGCAUUUGUCCCAUAAUAGCUCCCGCACCAUCCUGGGAAGCAGGAUUGGGACAGUUGGAUACUUAGUAAUUAUAGGCACCUGCUAGCAUUUGUAAGGGUUCAGACCUUUCCCCUCAGAGAAGCUGCUGGAUUGAGACUUACUCUUGUGAGGGUCACAACUGUGCCUCAGUUUCCCCAAUGAGAUAAUGUGUUUGGGUAGAGGAAACUAAAACUUGAUAAAGUCUGUCUUCACUUACUUUGUGCCUACCACCUCUCGGGCACCUCAGAGACUGGGGUCAGAGGGAGCACAGUGACAAGUGCAGCUGGGCCCAGGCACAUAUGAACUCUAGGAGGGAUUGUAUAGAGCAAAGUGGACGACACUCAGAAAGGACUAACUAUAUUAUGGCAUGUGCCUCAGUUUUCUUGGAGAUGAGGUCAGAAUAGAACCUCCCUCAGGUUUGUUUUGAAGAUAAAAGUACCUAGUAAGCCAGGCAGUGGUGGCCUACGCUUUUAAUCCCAGCACGCAGAAGGCAGAGGCAUGUGGAUGUCAGUGAGUACUAGGCCAGCCUGGUCUACAGAGUGAGUUCUAAGACAGCCAGGACUACAGAAAGAAACCCUGUCUCAAACAAUAACAAAAGGCACCUAGUAAAUUCCGUAGCAUUCUACAGGUGUACUAGAGUGCUUAUCUGUGUGAACCCCUGGUUCAGCUGAACCCCAGCACCACAUAAAAACCUAGGCAUGACUUGGCGGGAAAGAUGGCUCAGCAGUAAAGGGUGCUUCUUGCUCUUUCAGACGACCUGAGUUCAGUUCCCAGUACCCACAUUAAGUGAGCUCUGUGGGUACCUGCAUGCAUGUGCACGUAACCCCCCCCCCCCACAUACACACACAAGCAAAUAUAUACACAUAAUUACAAAAAUAAAUAAAAAUUGGGCAUGGGAGCUGGUAAGACAGCUCAGCCGGGGCAGGUACUCAUUACCAAGCUGGUAACUUGAAUUUGAUCCCUGAGACCCACGUGAUGGGAGGAACUAACUGCUGCAGGUUGGAUGCAUAAGCACUUACACUUACAAGCAUGCAUUCACACCUACAAGCAUGCAUUCACACCUACAAGCAUGCAUUUUCACUUAGAAGCAUGCACAUGCACACACAUCUUUUUAAAUGUGGGGGCUGGAGAGAUGGAGGACAGGAAUGUGACUCUGGCCCUUGUAGGCUGCUACACAGCUAAAUCUCAGGGUUGGGAAAAGGAGGGUUUCCUGCCCUUUUGCAGUAUUGAGGGAACCUUCCAGCCAGCCUCUUUGCUCUUGCACAGGGUGGCAAGCCUGUGUGAGAGUACGCAAUGUGGGCCUGCGUCUUUGCCAACUUCCUGAACUCAUACAGGACAGAGCACUGACUGCUCUCCCAGAGGUCCUGAGUUCAAUUCCCAGCAACCACAUGGUGGCUCACAACCAUCUGUAAUGAGAUCUGAUGCCCUCUUCUGGUGGACCUGAAGACAGCUACAGUGUAUUUAUAAACAAAAACAAAUAAAGAACUUUUUUUAAAAAAAGUAUUUGUUUCUCCUAUAGAGGAGAGCAGCCAGUGCUCUUAACCACUGAGCCAUCUCUCCAGGCCCCAAAAUAUUUUUUAAAGCCUGUAGAAAGGGCUUCGUAUGUGGUGCCUGCCUGCAAUCCUAAUACUUGGGAGAUAGGUAUGUCUGUGCGUUUGAAGCCAGCCUGGUCUACAUAUUGAGUUCUAGGCCAACCAGGGCUACAUAGUAGACCCUGCCUUAAAUUUAUAAUACUGAAAAAAAAAAGUGGCUAUGUUGAUGAACAAUUAUAAUUCCAGGAGGGAAGAUCAAAAGUUUAAGGUCAUCUUUGACUUCAUUGCAAGUUCGAAGCCAACAUUAUUAUUGAUGGUGGUUUCGUUAACACGUUAGCCCUAUUAUAUGAUCCUAAUAGAAGGGCAGAUUGCCAAGUUCGACCCAUCCGUAGGUCAAUUCUGUGAACUGCUUGGAGAUGGUUACUGUGAAGAGAACACAGGGCAGGUUUACCCAGGAAAAGGUAUAAGCAGGUAGCAAGAAGCAGGCAGUACCUGGAAGGCACAGGACUGAAGCUGGCGAAGGGACAGGAGCAGAGGCUGGGAAGGAGGCUGGGGCCUCAUCUUGGCAUUGUGAUGCCAUCUUGAAUGCUGGCUGUAUGAUCCUGCUCCAAGAAUGUACGCUUCUGAACCUCAGUGCCCUCUGUAAAGUGAGACCAGAAAAGAUACUUGUUUAAUGGAGUCGCUGAGGCAAACACAGGAGAGAAAACAAACCACAGACCCAGUCACAGAGAAACGAGGAAGACGGGGCUCUGCCAUUCGAGAGAAGCUUGAGUCCGAGCUUGUGUACAUGUGAGAGGGAGGAGGUGGGAGGAGUGUGUGUGUGUGUGUGUGUGUGCGCGCGCGCGCGCGCUUGCUUCUAUUUUCCAUCUGUUUAGGACAGAACUGGUCCAGAACACAGAGGCUGGGUUUUGGGCCAUGUCCAAAGGACAGGAAUGUGACUCUGGCCCUUGUAGGCUGCUACACAGCUAAAUCUCAGUUGGGAAAAGGAGGGUUUCCUGCCCUUUUGCAGUAUUGAGGGAACCUUCCAGCCAGCCUCCUUGCUCUUGCACAGGGUGGCAAGCCUGUGUGAGAGUACACAAUGUGGACCUGCGUCUUUGCCAACUUCCUGAACUCAUACAGGACAGAGGUGGCUGGUGUGACAGGAAUCCUGACAGACAGUGGAGCGUAGGGAAGCAGAGGCCUGCAGGGAGCCUGCCAAGGAGCAGAUGCUCUAGGUUUCCCUAGCCACUGUGGCCCCUGUAAGCCACAGCUCCCUCUGCCUCACUGUGCUAUCGAUGUGUGGACGGUAGGAAGGACCUUCAGAGCUAAUGGCAGCUAGGCUGUGCCUGGAUACGGAGCCCACUGUGCCCGUCCUGAUAUCUAUCCCCUCUGUUCCAGGUGCUGGAGAAUCAGGGAAGAGCACCAUCGUCAAGCAGAUGAAGAUCAUCCACGAGGAUGGCUACUCAGAGGAGGAGUGCCGGCAGUACCGUGCGGUUGUCUACAGCAACACCAUCCAGUCUAUCAUGGCCAUCGUCAAAGCCAUGGGCAACCUGCAGAUCGACUUUGCUGACCCCCAGCGUGCGGAUGAUGCCAGGCAGCUGUUCGCACUGUCCUGUGCUGCCGAGGAGCAAGGCAUGCUUCCGGAAGACCUGUCGGGCGUCAUCCGGAGGCUCUGGGCUGACCAUGGUGUGCAAGCCUGCUUUGGCCGCUCACGGGAAUAUCAACUCAAUGACUCAGCCGCUUACUACCUGAAUGACCUGGAGCGCAUAGCACAGAGUGACUAUAUCCCUACACAGCAGGAUGUGCUGCGGACCCGUGUGAAGACCACAGGCAUCGUCGAAACACACUUCACCUUCAAGGACUUACACUUCAAGAUGUUUGAUGUGGGUGGUCAGCGAUCUGAGCGGAAGAAGUGGAUCCACUGCUUUGAGGGUGUCACGGCCAUCAUCUUCUGUGUCGCCUUGAGCGCGUACGACUUGGUGCUGGCUGAGGAUGAGGAGAUGAAUCGCAUGCAUGAGAGCAUGAAGCUGUUUGAUAGCAUCUGCAAUAAUAAGUGGUUCACAGACACCUCCAUCAUCCUCUUCCUCAACAAGAAGGACCUGUUUGAAGAGAAGAUCACACAGAGCCCCCUGACCAUCUGUUUCCCUGAGUACACAGGGGCCAACAAGUAUGACGAGGCAGCCAGCUACAUCCAGAGCAAGUUUGAGGACCUGAAUAAACGCAAAGACACCAAGGAGAUCUACACGCACUUCACAUGCGCCACCGACACCAAGAACGUGCAGUUUGUGUUUGAUGCCGUCACUGACGUCAUCAUCAAGAACAACCUGAAGGACUGUGGCCUCUUCUGAGGGGCAGUGGGCCUGGCAGGAUGGUGAGUCAGGGGCCUGUCAAACAACAUAGUGAGACCGCAGAGUUCAGAGAGGGUGAGGGGCUGGGGACUUAGAGGAGACCCUUGGGGAGUACUCAGCCUGAGAGAAAAGGUGGGACAGGGCAGUCAGGGACCAGAGGACAAGGGAGGGGGGGAAAGGACAUGGCCAGAGCUAGAGGAGCGGUCAAUGUUCUUUGGAAGAAAUUGCCUCCUUGCCACCGUGGUGUACUAGCCUAGUCUAGACGCAGAAGGAGACCCAGCCACCCCACUGCUCACUGACCAGCUUUACACUUGUUCUUAGACGUCUGUGUCUCAGUCCUGAGAGUCCUAGGCCCAGACCAGCCCCACUGGCCCUGGUGUACAUUCAAUGACCGCAGUGACUGAUAGACAUCCUGUAACCCAGCAACAGAAGCUGGCCCCUGGGCACAGCUGUGUCCCUGGUAACUAGUAGGUGGGGGAGAAGGUCAUUGUUUAGAGAGGCAAGAAGAGGAGCCACAUGUAACCCAGGCUGUGUCUGUCCUCCACCUCCAGGGCCACCGCUGACUCUGCUCCCCACUACCUGUGAGGAAGAUGGGGGCAAGAAGACCAUGCUCCCUGCCUGUUCCCCCAGCUGCUUCUCCCCUGUCUCUUCUCUCUGUUCUCAGCUCCCCUGUCCCCUCCCUCGGCUCUAGACUUGGGGGAGGGGUUGCCACAGGCCUCCCUGUCUAAAACCCACCUUUGUCUGAGGUGCCGGGAGUGGCCAUGGUACCUCCUUACUGGGCAUCCAUUCGGGUUUUCUAACCAUUGUCUUGUUCUGGGGUGAGCGGGGAGCGCAUGCAGAGUUUCCCAAGGCCUAUGUCUGGAGGAGUACCAAUUCCUCCAGCCUAGACCCCUGGCUUUGUCCAACACCAGCCCUGACCCAAGUCCAAAUGUUUACAGGGAGCCUCCUGCCUACCCCACUCUCUGCCGCUUGGAGGCCCCAAAGGAAAAAGCACAAGAAGCGUGAGAGACACCACCAUUCCUGGAGACAAAGCCCACCUGCUCAUUCUCGUAGCUUUAAAAAAAAGGAAAAGGAAAGGAGAAAAAAAAAGGAAAACUGCAAAUCUAGAAAACUUUUUAGAGAAACCUAUUUAAAACUGUCAGGUCCUGACCAGCAUCCCUCCCCCCGCCCCCCAGCCCCUUUCCAGUGAUUCCGUGCCUUGAGUGUUUCUGCCUGUUUACACCCAUCCCUCUUUGGGCGGCCCCCUGCCCUGCCCUCCACGGAAUUGGAUUCCAAGGGCUGUUCCAGACAACUGCCAAUGUCACUGAGGGCCCUGCCCUGAAGCCCUGGGCCCAGGCUCCAUUAACCUAAAUGUAGCUCCUUAGCGCUAAUCUAGGAACCGCCGCUGCCUGCUGAGGGUCAGGCCCCUCACGCCCUCGCCCCAGGCCCGGGACCUCCAGCGUUGAACACUUCCUUGCUUUUUUCACAUGUUUUAUGGAAUUGUUCACAUGAUUUGAAAUAAUAAAAUGUAGAAAGAAAA